Chaetura pelagica (chimney swift) is the source of this 2364-nucleotide messenger RNA. It is a transcript of the gene PDXDC1, whose product is annotated as pyridoxal-dependent decarboxylase domain containing 1. NCBI's taxonomy places the organism in Eukaryota, Metazoa, Chordata, Aves, Apodiformes, Apodidae. Gene Ontology annotation, cellular component: intracellular membrane-bounded organelle. The transcript has 23 exons. The record is from RefSeq and is a predicted model, not a curated record. Gene Ontology annotation, biological process: carboxylic acid metabolic process. Gene Ontology annotation, molecular function: pyridoxal phosphate binding; carbon-carbon lyase activity. The coding region runs from base 13 to 2364 and encodes 783 amino acids.
AUUAAGAAACAAAUGGUCGACCCUACUCUAGCAGAAAUGGGAAAGAAUUUGAAUGAAGCAAUGAAGAUGCUAGAAGACAAUCAAAGAAAAGUGGAGGAGGAAAAUGAAAAGAAGUAUGCACGGAAGGAUAUUCCUGGUCCACUCCAAGGCAGUGGCCAGGAUAUGGUGAGCAUACUUCAGUUAGUUCAGAACCUCAUGCAUGGAGAGGAGGAAGAGGAAACUUCACAGGCCUACCGACUUCAAAAUGUUGGUGAACAGGGUCACAUGGCUCUACUGGGACAUAGUUUGGCUGCUUAUAUAUCAGUACUGGACAGGGAACGACUGAGAAAACUUACAACAAGGAUCCUUUCUGAUACUACUCUCUGGCUCUGCAGGCUUUUCAGGUAUGAAAAUGGAUCAGCAUAUUAUCAUGAAGAUGAUCGUGAAGGUCUCCUAAAAAUCUGUCGACUUGUUAUUCACACACGUUAUGAAGAUUAUACAGUGGAAGGAUUUAAUGUCCUCUGUUCUAAGCAGCCUGUCAUAUACAUUAGUUCGGCAGCUAGAACAGGCUUGGGCCGAGCUCUCUGCAAUCAGCUUGGGUUACCCCUCUCUUGCAUGUGUCGGGUGCCUUGUAACACUAUGUUUGGAUCUCAACAUCAAAUGGAUGUUGCUUUGUUGGACAGAGUGAUUAAAGAUGAUGUUGAGUCUGGAAAACUGCCUUUGUUGCUUGUGGCCAAUGCUGGGACACCAGGUGCUGGGCACACAGAUAAACUUGGCCGACUGAAGGAACUCUGUGAGCAGUACAAUAUGUGGCUUCAUGUAGAAGGUGUGAAUUUGGCAACUUUGGCUUUGGGAUACGUCUCCUCUUCUGUACUGGCUGCUACAAAAUGUGACAGCAUGACUCUUACUCUGGGUUCCUGGCUGGGUCUCCCAGCUGUGCCUGCAGUGACACUUUACAGACAUGACGAUCCAUCUUUGUCCUUGGCAGCUGGGCUGACAUCAAGUCAGCCCGUAGAGAAGCUCCGUGCCCUGCCCCUGUGGCUCUCCUUGCAGUACCUGGGCCACGAUGGGAUUGUGGAGAGGAUAAAACAUGCCUCACAACUAAGUCAAAGGUUGCUGGAAAACUUGAAAAACCUGGAUUUCAUUAAAACUUCGGUUGAAGAUGAACUGAAUUCACCAGUGGUGGUUUUCAAGUUCUUCCGGGAAUAUUCAAAUAGAGAUCAAACCUCACAUGCUGCACAGGCCUCAGCUAUUCAGCACCCUUUAACAAGCAACGAAAGAGACGUUUAUGACACUCUCAAUCAGUGGCUGGGAGAGCAGCUGGCUCAGCUAGUUCCUGCCAGCGGAGUUGAUGUGGUAGAACUGGAAGAUGAAGGCACGUGUGUGCGUUUUAGCCCACUAAUGACUUCUGCAGUUUUAGGAACUGAAAUACAAGAUGUUGAUCAGUUAGUAGACUGCUUAAAAAUGAAGAUACCAGUAUUGACAAGUACACUGCAAAUGAGAGAGGAAUUUGAGCAAGAAGUGAGAAGAACCAUAGGCCUGUUAUACAUUGAAGAUCUCAGCUGGCCUGGAUUAGGUGUUGUAAGGUACAACUAUCACUGUGAUGGGAAGGAUGAUGACAAACAAGAAAAAGAACUAGAAAAAAUCAAUACAGAACUUCUGAAAAAAUUAAAUGAACUGGAGUCGGAUCUCACUUUUUCUUUGGGUCCAGAAUUUGGAGGGCAGAAGAACUGUGUGUAUAUUGGCAUGGUAACUGAGGACCUGGAUGUGUCAGAGUUAGUUGAAACCAUUGCAGCAACAGGCAGAGAAAUUGAAGAAAAUUCAAGACUGUUGGAAAACAUGACUGAGGUUGUCAGAAAAGGGAUACAGGAAGCACAACUGCAGCUUCAGAAAGCCAAUGAAGAACGACUUCUGGAAGAGGGACUGCUACGACAGAUUCCUGUAGUGGGCUCUGUGCUGAACUGGUUUUCUCCAUUCCAAGCCUCGCCAAAGGGAAGAACAUUUAAUUUAACAGCAGGCUCUCUAGAAUCCACAGAAUCUACAUAUGUAUCAAAAGCCCAAGGAACAGGCACUACCCCACCACCAACUCCUACUUCUAGCCUUGCAAAGCAAAGAUUUCCUGGUCAGAAAAUUUUUAAAAGGUCUCUAAGAAAUUCUGACACAUUCAGUGAGACCAGUUCAGUCAGCCACUGUGAUGACCUGGAGAAGAUGGAUCAGAGGCCCUCAACUCUAUCUCCUGGCCAGCAGCAAAGACCUUUGGAGACAGAAACAACAGAGGAGCAGAAGGAGGUGGCCCAGGGAACAAAGACAGACACUGAGGACAUUCCAAGUGACAAACCACCAAGUGACUGCAAGAAGGCAGAGCAACAAGAAAGUCAAAGAUAA